AUGUCCAAUCUCAGCAUUCGCGAAACACCCGCCCAGCGGCAUAGCUAUCCUUGCAUGACAUGCUUCCGCUCAGCAUUGGGGGCCUCUGCAGACAUGCUCGCCAAAGCGAAACCUACCGAUGAUAUCCAAAAAUCCAUCAAACCCACAUGCUUCUUCAAGGAUGCUGGAAAGACUAAGUGUAGUCUGUGUUUGGCGUACGAGAUGAACUGCACUCUUGCUCCUGCGAUGCUCGAGGGCGAUUGGAUUUGCUUGACGGAGAUUCUCGAAUGGGUUGAUCAUGUCCUCGCUACUCAUAUCCCAGCUGAGACUCGUCAUGCUCUCGUCCAUGCCCUUCACCGUCUAUGCGUGACGUUCGAUGCCGUGAUUACUGCUCACUGCAAGGAGUUUGGCUUAUCCCUCUCUCCGUACGGAAAGCCAGACAGCAAAACUUUCAUCGCCUACGAGUCCGCAGUAACAGCCCGCCGUGGUGUCAAAGCCCAACUCUUUCCUGCCCACAAUCGCGGUUCGCUAGUCCAAAAUUGGUCUCGGUGGAACCGCGCUCAGCUGCUUUACCUGACCUCUGGGGAUGUGAGUCUUGCCUUGGGGCCAGUGGGCGUUGAUUAUAACCCUCUGCGGGAUAUCAGGGCGCGCUUUGGUACAGAUAUUCAUAACCCGUCGGGUGAGCUUGACGAGGCGGGUUUCCAGGACUUUAUUUAG
Fusarium sp. VM40 is the source of this 696-nucleotide messenger RNA. NCBI's taxonomy places the organism in Eukaryota, Fungi, Ascomycota, Sordariomycetes, Hypocreales, Nectriaceae. The record is from the annotation of a GenBank genome assembly.